Leptopilina boulardi is the source of this 2658-nucleotide messenger RNA. It is a transcript of the gene Usp1, whose product is annotated as ubiquitin carboxyl-terminal hydrolase 1. The record is from RefSeq and is a predicted model, not a curated record. The transcript is spliced from 7 exons. Gene Ontology annotation, cellular component: nucleus; cytosol. Bases 220 to 2154 code for a protein of 644 amino acids. Lineage: Eukaryota; Metazoa; Arthropoda; Insecta; Hymenoptera; Figitidae. Gene Ontology annotation, biological process: protein deubiquitination. Gene Ontology annotation, molecular function: cysteine-type deubiquitinase activity; cysteine-type endopeptidase activity.
UAGUCAAUGCUAAGAAAUUAUUACUUGAUGCACAUUGAUGCAUUAAAAAAACGUAAAAUUUUUAUAAAUUUUAUGGUUCACAAGAUGAAAAUGUAGUCUGUGUUUAGUAAUAUACUGUUUUAACGUUUCAAUCAACUCUUUUAUUUGGAUAAGUUGCAUUCACAGUAAUCAAUUAUUUUUAUUCCAUGACUUCUUCACCUUAUAACACGUUAGCAGAAAAUGACAGUAUUAGAAGCUGAAGAAGACACUGAUGAACGAACUGCACCUCCGAGGAAAAAGUUUUGUUUGUCCCUAUCAGGACGCAGUCGUUCUGUAUUAGGAAAAACUAAUUCUGAGCCCCCUCGUGCCACUGUCGGAGGGGGCGUCUUGGAUCGACAAUCCAUUUCGUUCGGUACGAGCAAAAUGUUGAAUGGCUGCAGAAAUCAAUCGAGUAGUCAUCCAACAACUAAUUACGAUAUAAUGGGUCCUGGUUCCGAUGGUUUAAGGAUAGCAACAUUAUGCAAUUUGGGGAAUACCUGUUUUUUAAAUAGCGUUCUUUAUACUUUACGUUUUACUCCUUCAUUUUUGCAUAAUUUGCAUCAUCUUGCAAUUGAUUUAUCGAGUCUAAAUGACAAACAUCUACAAACAAAGAUGAAAUCAUCAUCGUUGGGAAGAACUGGAGUUUCCUUAUCGGCAAGUGGAAAUCGUAGUAUGAGCAGCAAGGAUUUAUUAGCGCUGGCAGGCCCAACUCAUGAAUAUAAUAAACCAAGAAUUCAAGUGGCCACGGAAAAAUUACACGAACUUUUCAUAGCACUACGAGAAUUGGAAGUAAAAGAAAAUAAUGAACCUUUUCAACCUGGCGCUUUUUUACAAGCAUUAAGGGAAGUGAAUACAAUUUUUGAAGGUAAUCAACAGCAAGAUGCACACGAACUUUUGGUAUGUUUACUAGACAAUAUAAGAGAGACAUUUCAAUUGUUAGUUAGACAUCGUGAAAGUCAAUUUGGACAGACAAAUGGUGCAGAUUUUUCCAUUGAACGUGCAAUUGAUUCACAAUCCGAUAGUAUAACAUCGAGUAAACGUCGAACAAAAUCAUGGAAAAAGGUAUUACAAAAAGGCAGUACAAUUGGUGUAAUACAAAAUUUAAAUGGAAUUCAAUCCCCUUCUGUUUCGUCAUCGUCAUCAUCGAAACCAGCGGAAAAUGGUUAUUCUGAAUUUACGGAGACUAAUGGCGAUUUAAAUUCUCAACAGCACAUUAAACACGAGAGUAGAAAAUGUUUUAUUUCGGAGGAUUUUGAAGGCGUGAGUUUACUUCGAACAACAUGCCUCGAGUGCGAGCAAGUCACUGAGAGAAAGGAAAUAUUCUGCGAUAUUUGUGUACCUAUUGAUAUCGAUCGUUCCAAUGAUGACGACGAUGACAAAAAGAAGGAUAAAAUUAGUAGCAGUGAGGUUUAUAGAAGAGCGGUUGUAACCAGUGAGUUACUUUGCGAGAGAGAUAAAUAUUGGUGUGAACAUUGUCUUCGACUUAAUGAAGCUCGACGGGCUGUUUGCUUUCCUUCUCUACCUCGGCUUUUGAUAUUGCAACUAAAGAGAUUUUCUACAGCAGCUGGAUCAAUGGAAAAGAUCAACAAUUAUAUGCCAACGCCAUUGGAUCUUGAAUGUUUUUGCGAGGAGUGCUAUAGUGAACAAUCGUCACAAAGAAGUGGCACUGGUGGCACAAUUCAUAGUGAAUCGCGUCAUUUAUAUCAACUUUAUUCAGUGAUAAUGCAUCAGGGUGCAACAAUGACUGCCGGUCAUUAUGUUGCAUAUUCACGUUUACCUGAUGAAUCACAAGAAUAUUGUCGUUGUAAUCGCGAUGUUAAACGGCCAAAUCAACAAUCGCAACACAGUACGAGCAAUUCAAAAAAUCAAUCACUUAUUUCCAAAUAUUUUAGUAGAAGUAAACCGAACAUUAAUGAAAGUAAAGAGACAUCAUCAAUGAAGGGAGGUUGUCGUAGUGCAGAAUGUUGUGGUAUUCGACAUAAUGGUAAAUCCCUUGGACCUGGUAUGUGGUUGGAAUGUGACGAUGAAACAGUGCGCGUUAUUCAAGUGCAAGAGCUACAGGAUAAACUUGCACACAAUCCACGAAAUUCAGCCACACCCUAUCUUCUCUUCUAUGUGAAAACCACAACGACGUAAGCAUUCCAAACGUCUAAAAAAACAAAAUUUGUAAUUUCUCCCAUUUUAUCAAAACAAAUUUUAAAUAGCUUUUCUUUUUGUCGAGCUUGAUUAUCAAAGAAUUUUCAAAAUCGAUUUUUAUUUUUACAUUAAAAAAAUAUAUAUCUAUUUAUUGACGUAAUUGUUAUCACUGUUUUCAGUUAUCAAUUAUUUAUUUAUUAUUUAUUAAUUAUUAUCAAUUUAUGAUGAUGAUUUUUAUUUAAUAUUCUAAUUUAUUUUUUUUUAAUUUCAAAGAUAUUCAAAGCUCGAUGAAUUUUAUAUAAAGAAACAAAAAAAAAAAUAUCUCUUAUAUGUGUCACAGAGAUCAAUGUUGUAAAAUUAGUUUGAUUGUCAAAUUUCCAGUAUGGGAUUAUUACGGCAUGAAUUGUUAAAAUGCAAUUUAAAAAGAAACAUUUCUGUCGCUAUAAUUUUUGUCCCAAUUUUAAAAAAUUGUAGAAAUAAACAAUUUAAAUGUUGCUCCAAAUA